This is a messenger RNA of Candida dubliniensis CD36, 3903 nucleotides long. It is a transcript of the gene RPO41, whose product is annotated as DNA-directed RNA polymerase. NCBI's taxonomy places the organism in Eukaryota, Fungi, Ascomycota, Pichiomycetes, Serinales, Debaryomycetaceae. Gene Ontology annotation, cellular component: mitochondrial DNA-directed RNA polymerase complex. The record is from RefSeq and is a predicted model, not a curated record. Gene Ontology annotation, molecular function: mitochondrial promoter sequence-specific DNA binding; DNA-directed RNA polymerase activity. The transcript has a single exon. Gene Ontology annotation, biological process: mitochondrial transcription. Bases 1 to 3903 code for a protein of 1300 amino acids.
AUGUUGCUGGCUCAAAGAUCAUUAGUAAAAAGAAUUACAGGUGUGCGCUUGCAAUUCCGAAUGUUGCAUCAUACAACAAAGGCAUCAUCGGCAACAUCACAAAUCGAUAAAACUUCAGUUGGUAAUUUCAAUCAAUCGGAAACUUUAUCAAAAGUUAUGAGUCCUUUAUUGUCGAUUAACCAGAAGAAGGACGUCCCUAGUGGGUUAAAACACGACAACAAUAAAAUCACCUACAGGUCAUAUUUAAAUUUAGAUUCUGAGAAAUAUAACCUCGACGAAGAAGAAAAAAUUGUCAAGUAUUAUUCAUCUAAGAAUGAUGGAGUUGAGUUGCAACCAUACGCACCAGAAAUUCAGUACUUGAAGAAUAUAUUAGAGUCAUUUCUGGAACAAAAAUAUUUUGACAAAAUUGAUCAAGUUUUGAGGUCAUUAUCAAAGUUAGUCACCACUACUGAAUUCACAGAUAUUUGCAAUAAGUAUUUAGAAAACAUUUUACAAGAUGACCUGCUCAGUUUACAAGAUUUGAACAACCUUAUUGGCCAGCUUCAAGAUAAAUGUAAGUUCAAGACCAAUACCCGAACCGAGGCUAUGAUUUUGGGAAAAAUGUUGAAUGACAGUGAUAAUGUAGAAUCAAGCAUAAAUGAUUUUUUUGGCAACAUGGAAAAACAAACAAUUAUUGAAAUUUUGAGAAAUAUGGAUGUUAUUGGAGUCGAUAAUUUGUACAAAGUCUUUGACUGUGACUCGAUUGACGCGUCCGUUAUUCCAAAAGAAUUGCAGGAAAUUUACCAGGAACAUAAACUUAGAGAACACGAUGACGUAAUUGCCGAAGACAUUCUCAAACUACAAGAAAACAAACAAAUUAAUCCAUUAGACAAAAAGAAUCUUGAAGAAUUAUUGGCAGUUGAUUCAUUUGGCUUGAAAGUUAUUAGACAUAGUUUACUAGGCUUGAAGCCAGAUCUGGAAGCUGCUUUAGAGUUUUCAAACCAAGUAGAAAAAAUCAUUGAAGAUAUGGACGAUGAAGCGUUGAAGCAUGAUAUCAUGAAUGGUCAAAUGAAUUAUUUCGAAAUGUAUAGCAAGUUGAAAACUGACGAGCAAAGACAUGCUUUUAACGAGGCAUUGAAUGUUUACAAUCUUGACAGACAGAAACAGAUUGAAAUAAGAGGAAUUGAAGGUGCUAAGGAAAAAUGGAAACACGAUUUUGAAGAACUGCACAAACGAGGGGAUUUGAAUUUAUCGAAAGGAUUAAAUGCACAAUGCUAUGAAUGGCUUCAAGAUAUGUUACCAGUAUUGGAAAAAGAAUACAAACAAUGCGAAGCUUUAAUCAAUGGUAACAACGCUGUUAUUGAAAAGGAUGACCCAAAUGCUAAAGAUCGUGCCAUGUACGCCCCUUUUUUAUUGAAACUAUCACCCGAUAAGGCAAUUAUUGUAACAAUUCUUGAGUUAUUCAAAUUGCAUGCCACAGGAGGAGUCAUUUCUGGUUUCCGUGCCUAUAAAGCUAUUCAAAGUGUAGGCAAAGCCAUAGAGGCAGAAUAUAGAAUUGGAUUGCAAGCCAAAAAAGAAAAUAAAUUGUUUUCUCGAAAGCAUUUAUCACCACAAUUGCAAAAGUUGAUGAGAAGAACAAUGCAAAAGGGCAAUGAAUCAACCCCGGAAUGGGAUGAUGCUACACGUGCAAGAAUUGGGGGUGUUUUGGUAUCCAUCUUGAUGUCAGUAGCCAAAUUGAAAGUUACGAGGGAGACUCCUCAGGGAUUAAUCGAAGACUCCCAUCCAGCCUUUUUUCACAGUAUGCAGUUUAUUGGUGGUAAUCGUGUUGGGGUCAUCAAGGUGCACACAGAAAUUUCCAAUAUUUUAAGUGGAACAUCGUUAACCGAAUCAAUUCAACCACAGGCUUUGCCAAUGUUGGUUGAACCAAAACCUUGGAACUCGUAUUAUGGAGGUGGUGGCUUAUAUUCAAAGACACCUUUGGUCAGAGUCAGAGAUUCACCUGAGACGGAAGCAUAUAUCAAAGCUGCUAACGAACGAGGAAACUUAAAAGCAGUGUUUGAAGGCUUGAAUGUUUUGGGAAAAACAGCUUGGACUGUGAAUAAAAAAGUUUUCAAUGUCAUUUCUCAUUAUUGGAAUUCAGGAGAAGAGUUUUUGAGUAUACCUCCAGUGUCGGAAGAACCUCGAUUACCUAAAGACGUACCUGAUAAUUCUGACCCUGAAGUGUUAUUAAACUAUACAAUGUCCAAGUUCAGAGCCCUUGAUGAAUACAUGUCUAACAAAUCUCAAAGAUGUGACAAUAAUUAUAGAUUGGAAAUUGCUCGUGCGUUUAUUGGAGAAAAAUUGUAUUUCCCUCAUAAUUUAGAUUUCAGAGGUAGAGCUUAUCCAAUUUCUCCUCAUUUCAAUCAUUUGGGUGGGGACUUAACCAGAUCUUUGUUUUUAUUUUGGGAUGGUAAAGAAUUAGGCGAAGAAGGAUUGAGAUGGCUUAAAAUCCAAUUGGCUAAUGUAUAUGGUGUCGACAAAGAGUCACUCACUAAAAGAGUUGAGUUUGUGGAUGCAAACUUGGAAAAGGUUUUUGCAUCAGCUGCUGACCCACUUGCUUCGAAUGCUUGGUGGCAAAAAGCCGAGAAACCUUGGCAAGCUUUGAGUGUUUGUUUUGAGUUGGCUGAAGCUUACAAGCUUGACGAUCCUACCAAAUUUGUUUCCCACUUGCCAGUUCAUCAAGACGGAACUUGUAAUGGAUUACAGCAUUAUGCCGCCUUAGGUGGUGAUGUUGAAGGGGCAAACCAAGUUAAUUUGAAACCUGCUGACAAACCACAAGAUGUUUAUAGUUAUGUCGCUAAACUUGUCGAGGCCAGAGUUAGGGCAGAUGCCGAAAAGGGAGAUGAAUUUGCCAUUUUCUUACAAGACAAAAUCAAAAGAAAAAUUGUGAAGCAAACAGUCAUGACAAAUGUUUACGGUGUCACCUUUGUUGGGGCAAUUGAACAAAUCAGAAAACAAAUAGCACAUCUAUACCCUAGAGAUGCUGAUCACAACAUGCCUGCCAGGUACUUAGCUAGGCAAGUGUUUGCUUCUAUUAGAGAAUUGUUUGAGAAUGCUCAUUUUAUCCAAGAUUGGUUAACCGAAUCUGCUAAGAGAAUAACAAAAUCAGUUUCUUUAGAUUUUGGUGAAUCUAAGUAUUUGGAGCUGGAACUUUUGUCAACGGUAAUCUGGACUACCGCAUUAGGAUUACCCUGUGUUCAACCAUAUCGUCAACACAAAAAGAAACAAUUGAAAACUGCAGUUCAAGAUAUGCAUAUUAUUGUGCCCUCCAACACUAGUGCAGUUGAUUCCAGAAAGCAACAAAAUGGGUUCCCACCAAAUUUUAUUCAUUCUUUGGAUGCAACCCACAUGUUGAUGACAGCAACAAAAUGUACAGAAAAUGACUUGCAAUUUGCCUCUGUUCAUGACUCGUUUUGGACACAUGCAGCUGAUGUUCCUCAAAUGAAUAAAAUCAUUAGAGACCAGUUUGUGAAAUUGCACACUACCAAUUUAAUAGAGUUGUUAAAAGAAGAGUUCACAGAAAGAUAUAAAGACAACUACCAAGUGCUUCCAUUGCCUAAUACUCACGAAUUAACGCGCAAAGUUAAAGCAAUCAAAAAAGAAUGGGCAGAGGCAUUAAAUAGACCUGUUCAAAUAGCCGACGAGUUGUAUAUGGAGCGCAAGCGUUUACAGAUGUUGCAGUCCGACGAUCCAGAAGAAGUUGAAGUCGCCAAGAAUAUGGAAACCACUAUAAGUGUAACCAUGAAUUACAAGCCAUACGAGUUUGCAAACCGUCAUGCUGCCAACAGUUACCAAGUUUUAGUUCCUUUACAGUUCCCUGAGGUCCCACGUAAAGGGGGCUUUGAUGUGAAUUUGGUCAAGCAAUCACAAUAUUUCUUUUCAUAA